Messenger RNA from Mycena indigotica, 582 nucleotides. RefSeq lists its product as uncharacterized. Lineage: Eukaryota; Fungi; Basidiomycota; Agaricomycetes; Agaricales; Mycenaceae. The record is from RefSeq and is a predicted model, not a curated record. The coding region runs from base 1 to 582 and encodes 193 amino acids. The transcript has 2 exons.
AUGAUACCGCGACAUUCUCCAGCAACACUCUUUGUCAGACAGUCUCGGGACUCGUCAUUCUUCCAGUAUCUGGAAGACUUCCGUGCAUAUCGCUUGUUGUCAGGUGCGUAUCUGACCACCCAUCGCGCCUACUUGAUGCUCAAGUCCUCCCCGCUAUUACCACCUAUGAUCUUUGUUUCAUCUCCGCAACGGCACGAGGAAGAUGCGUUGGUGGUGGUGAAGCAGCUCGACCGUCUUCGACAGCAAAAUUUCGCGGUUUGGCUAAGCGUCGUUACACUCGCGCUGGCCUGUCAAGACAGACGUCUCCUUGCCCCCAUGUCCGCUGAAGAACACUUGCGGUGGCCGACGGCAAUACAAACGACCCAUCUCAUCUGCGCUCGACCAGCUCGACAAGCACGUUGGAAGCCACAUGAACAACAAUAUUUCCUCUCACACAACAUAGCCAUACCUCCGUGUCUCGUCGUCAGCUGUUCCGCUUCCUGCACGCCCAAGUCAAUCGAAAUCUUGGUCCACAUAUGGGAAGUCACGUGCACACCCGCCCGGCGAAAGACGUCCACAUAUCUUGCCCGACACGGCAGCUAG